AUGCGAGUUUGCGAGUUGAGGGGAAUGAUCAAGAAGGCCGAGCAUAUAAGGGAAGUGCUCUCUGUUCAUCCCGCCGUAAAGAAGGAAAAAACUGAGAUAAAAGACAUCUUGACCUUUUCGAGCAAGGACAUGGAAAGAAUUCAAACACCUCACAAUGACGCCUUAGUUGUGACUCUUCGCGUUAAGGACUUCGACAUCAAAAGAAUAUUGAUCAACCAGGGGAGUUCGGUCGAGAUCAUGUACUACGAUGCAUUCAAGCAAAUGAAGUCGAAAGACAAAGACUUGGCUCCAGCGACGUCUCCUCUGGUCGGCUUCAACUCUCAACCAGAAUGGCUGAUCGAGAAGAUCAUAUUGCCGGUUAAGGCUAGGUCAGUCACAAAGCAAGUGGAGUUUUGGGUGCUGAAGGUCCCAUCGAUCUACAACCUGAUCUCAGGGAGCUAUACAAGCAGUAGCGUCGACUUAUCACCAGGUCAUGCGCUUUCCUACUUCAGCUGGGCAAAUCGAAGAGGUUUGGGGGGACCAAGUGAUGGCAAAGUAAUGCUUCAUCGUUGUAAAUG
Camellia sinensis is the source of this 557-nucleotide messenger RNA. The record is from RefSeq and is a predicted model, not a curated record. NCBI's taxonomy places the organism in Eukaryota, Viridiplantae, Streptophyta, Magnoliopsida, Ericales, Theaceae.